AUGAUUCAGCUUCAGAAAGGUUGUGGUCUCCAUUUUACAACUAAGGCCCUCUGGCCUGGAGCACCAAGACCUCCCUGGCAAGGGACUGUCUACCAUGCAGCCUUAGUCACCGUCAAGCUGCAUUCAGUUAAUACAUGUGCUGCGAGAACCUCGAGUCCCCUGAUUGUUUCCUUCUGCUCCCCAACCUCAGGUGUCACCCAAGUACCGAGUCUGGUCUUCUGGAGCUUCAAUGGGCUCCUCCUGGUGGUUGACACAACCGGAAAACCUAACUUCAUCUCCCGCUACCGAAUUCAGGUUGGCAAGAAUGAACCAGUGGACACCGAGAAACUACGCCAGUGUAUCCGCACAGUUCUCUUCAACCAGGUCGUGAUCUCUUUGCCCAUGCUGGUCUUCCUCUAUCCCAUCCUCAAGCUGUGGGGAGACCCCUGCCACCGAGAGCUACCCACCUUCCACUGGUUCCUCCGGGAGCUGGUUAUCUUCACUCUGAUUGAGGAAGUCCUGUUCUACUACACACACCGGCUCCUUCACCACCCAACAUUCUACAAGAAAAUCCACAAGAAACACGAGUGGACAGCUCCCAUUGGCCUGGUCUCUUUCUACAGCCACCCUAUUGAUCAUGUGGCCUCCAACAUGCUGCUGAUGAUGGUGGGUCCCAUAGUAAUGGGCUCCCACUUGUCCUCUAUCACCAUGUGGUUCUCCUUCGCACUCAUCAUCACCACCAUUUCCCACUCUGGCUACCACCUACCUUUCCUGCCUUCAACUGAAUUCCAUGACUACCACCAUCUUGAGUUCAGCCAGUGCUAUCGGUUGCUGGGGGUGCUGGACCACCUCCAUGGGACUGACACGGUGUUUAAGCAGACCAAGGCCUAUGAGAGAGACAUCCUCCUGCUGCGCUUCACCCCACUGUCUGAGAGCAUCCCGGAUGCCCCGAAGAAGAUGGAGAGAGAGGGGCGCCUGGGUGGCUCAGUGUUAAGUGUCUGCCUUCGGCUCAGGUCAUGGUCCCACCAGGUGGCUGGGCUCUGA
Molecule: messenger RNA, 1023 nt
Organism: Leptonychotes weddellii (Weddell seal)
Lineage: Eukaryota; Metazoa; Chordata; Mammalia; Carnivora; Phocidae
Source: RefSeq, a predicted model, not a curated record